This is a messenger RNA of Ictalurus furcatus (blue catfish), 1713 nucleotides long. RefSeq lists its product as uncharacterized. NCBI's taxonomy places the organism in Eukaryota, Metazoa, Chordata, Actinopteri, Siluriformes, Ictaluridae. The transcript is spliced from 2 exons. The coding region runs from base 138 to 1544 and encodes 468 amino acids. The record is from RefSeq and is a predicted model, not a curated record.
AAGAAAAGAAAAAAAACAAAGGGACAUGACUGAGGUGGAAAGUGUGGGAUCUAAUUGUUAUUGUUUUGGGAGUUUGUUAUUUCUUGGUGUUGUUUUGGGAGGAUUGUUAUGUCUUGGUGUUGUUUUGGGAGGUUGUUAUGUUUUGGUGUGUUUUGGGAGGAUUGUUAUGUUUUGGUGUUGUUUUGGAGGAUUGUUAUGUCUUGGUGUUGUUUUGGGAGGAUUGUUAUGUGUUGGUGUGUGUUUUGGAGGAUUGUUAUGUUUUGGUGUGUGUUUUGGGAGGUUGUUAUGUCUUGGUGUUGUUUUGGGAGGUUGUUAUGUCUUGGUGUUGUUUUGGGAGGUUGUUAUUUCUUGGUGUUGUUUUGGGAGGUUGUUAUGUUUUGGUGUGUGUUUGGGAGGUUGUUAUGUCUUGCUUGGUGUUGUUUUGGGAGGUUGUUAUGUUUUGGUGUGUGUUUGGGAGGUUGUUAUUUCUUGGUGUUGUUUUGGGAGGUUGUUAUGUCUUGGUGUUGUUUUGGGAGGUUGUUAUGUUUUGGUGUGUUUUGGGAGGAUUGUUAUGUUUUGGUGUUGUUUUGGAGGAUUGUUAUGUCUUGGUGUUGUUUUGGGAGGAUUGUUAUGUGUUGGUGUGUGUUUUGGAGGAUUGUUAUGUUUUGGUGUGUGUUUUGGGAGGUUGUUAUGUCUUGGUGUUGUUUUGGGAGGUUGUUAUGUCUUGGUGUUGUUUUGGGAGGUUGUUAUUUCUUGGUGUUGUUUUGGGAGGUUGUUAUGUUUUGGUGUGUGUUUGGGAGGUUGUUAUGUCUUGCUUGGUGUUGUUUUGGGAGGUUGUUAUGUUUUGGUGUGUGUUUGGGAGGUUGUUAUUUCUUGGUGUUGUUUUGGGAGGUUGUUAUGUCUUGGUGUUGUUUUGGGAGGUUGUUAUGUUUUGGUGUUGUUUUGGGAGGAUUGUUAUUUCUUGGUGUUGUUUUGGGAGGUUGUUAUGUUUUGGUGUGUGUUUGGGAGGACUGUUAUGUCUUUGUGUUGUUUUGGGAGGAUUGUUAUGUUUUGGUGUUGUUUUGGGAGGAUUGUUAUGUCUUGGUGUGUGUUUUGGGAGGUUGUUAUGUUUUGGUGUGUGUUUUGGGAGGAUUGUUAUGUUUUGGUGUUGUUUUGGGAGGAUUGUUAUGUUUUGGUGUGUGUUUUGGGAGGAUUGUUAUGUUUUGGUGUUGUUUUGGGAGGAUUGUUAUGUUUUGGUGUGUGUUUUGGGAGGUUGUUAUUUCUUGGUGUUGUUUUGGGAGGUUGUUAUGUAUUGGUGUUGUUUUGGGAGGUUGUUAUGUUUUGGUGUGUGUUUGGAAGGAUUGUUAUGUCUUGGUGUUGUUUUGGGAGGUUGUUAUAUUUUGGUGUGUUUUUUGGAGGAUUGUUAUGUCUUUGUGUUGUUUUGGUUAUGUUUCGGUGCUGGUUUAGGAAGAUUGUUUUUAGCAUGGCACAGCAGCAAGCAUUGCUGCUUCACAGUUUAUCAUGUUCUUCCUGUUGCUAGUGCAACCAGGAUAAAGCAUUUACUGAAGAUACAUUUUCUUUCUUAGUAUUGGUUUGGAAGGAUUGCUAUAUUUAAGUAUUUAAUAGUAUAACCCUUCCGAAGUCACAGAUGAUGAUGGAAAAAUUAUUUAAUAUACAUUAGUUUAGUCCAUUUUCAUUUGAAUAUGAUUUAAGGUUAAACCACAAAAGCUAACCCCACCCCUCACUUAACCAUUC